This is a messenger RNA of Enterospora canceri, 828 nucleotides long. The record is from the annotation of a GenBank genome assembly. Lineage: Eukaryota; Fungi; Microsporidia; Enterocytozoonidae.
AUGGUGCUAGUUAUUUGGAUGCUUUCCUUUAUUGGGAUACGGUGCAAUGAAGACGAGGCUUACACUUCAAUCAAGGCUGAAUAUGACAAGGAGAAGGAUGCUAAAAUAAUUGGCCUCACUAAGAAGUAUCAUGAUAAGAUGUUGUUAUAUCCUGAUGUUACGUGGGACAACGAUAUGGUUGAUAUUAUAACAGUAUGCACAAAUAGUAAUAAUAGCAGUAUUACAAGGAAAGACAUUUCAAUUACUGAUGAAACAUUGAGAAAAAGAAUGAAUUGUUUGAUUUUAAAUCUACUGACAACCUACAUGGAAGGUGAAGAACAAUACAAGAAUAGCAUUGGGAAGUUCUUCACAAGUGAUAAUGUAACAGAAGAUGAUUUCAAAGCAGCAAUAAAACAAUUAAAAGAGCAAGCAGAGAGAUCAGAAGCAGAGGGAUUUAUACUGAAUCGUUUACUAUACGAAGAAGCAAUAAAGGUAACAGUCAAAAUGGGGAAUAAGUGCAAGUUAACAUCAGAUCAAAAGCUAGAAAAAGUGAAAGAACAUUUCCAAAAACUGCCAUUUACCACAGUAUUAACUAAUGAGGAAGAUAAAACAGACAUCAUUGCUUACACAUAUAUUGUAUUUACGAUCGGAAAUAAACGGAUGAAGUCUGAAAUAGUUAAGGCAACAAUAAAAAGAAAUAAAGAGCAAAUAAUACAUAAUCUGGAAGAAUAUGUGGUAGAAAUACCCGAAGAAAUGACAGGUGUAAGGAAAGAAAAAUUGAAGGCAGAAGAAACAAGCAAAGGAAAAAAACAGACCGGUGUUAUUAUAAUUAAUUAUAAUAGGGUUUGA